AUGAAUGAUAUUUUCGGUGAACUGUUGGAUGAGUCAAAGGAAAGGUUUUGGAAGGUCGUAGAUCCUUCAAUUCAUAAGGUUCUACGUCGUGAAAUUACAUACGUAAUUCCAAAGCAUCAACGAAAAGGCAUCGCUAAUUAUCUACUACAUCUUGGAUUAGAUUUUGAGGAGUUGAAGAAACAAGGUGUCCAAGGAAUUGCAUCUGAGGCGUCAUCGUUAGCCAAUCAAAGGUUAUUGGCUAAACAUGGCUACAAAUGCAUUUAUAAGCCUGAAUAUAAACUCGAUAUGCACGAUGGUACGGAAGGCAUAAUGGUUUUCUUCAAGGACCUUCGAAACUAA
Messenger RNA from Strongylus vulgaris, 339 nucleotides. The record is from the annotation of a GenBank genome assembly. Lineage: Eukaryota; Metazoa; Nematoda; Chromadorea; Rhabditida; Strongylidae.